Molecule: messenger RNA, 5205 nt
Organism: Penicillium argentinense
Lineage: Eukaryota; Fungi; Ascomycota; Eurotiomycetes; Eurotiales; Aspergillaceae
Product: putative Ras GTPase activating protein
Exons: 3
Biological process (GO): regulation of actin cytoskeleton organization; regulation of GTPase activity
Cellular component (GO): cytoplasm
Molecular function (GO): protein binding; GTPase activator activity
Source: RefSeq, a predicted model, not a curated record
CAUGCGGUCAUUCGAGCACAAGAAUCUCCCUUCGGUUUUCGCAUUCUUGUCGCGACGCUCAUAGUGAUGUCGACUCAAUUCCCAUCGCUCAAGCGCGCCCAGACGGACCUCCCGGCGCAGCCAACAAGUCCACUCCGGCACACCGGCUCUAACGCGUCUACCAACUCAUCUGCCUACUCCAUCGCGUCAAGCUCUUUCGCGCCGAGUCGCACCAGCACUGUCUCGUCAAAUGGGUCGAUACCAGGAAACCUAGGCCAUUAUCGGGGCAAGAGCGAAGUCACGCCCGGUGCGAUGGAUUUCUCCGAGCGCGGAAUCUCCUCCAACGCUGGGACAACAUACGAAAGCAUCCGCCGUUCCCUGCGGCCUCUGCAACAAGCUCCUAACAUCACCUCGUCUCCUCCGAAAGCCGCCGCCUAUCGUCAUUCGCGCAGCAACACCAUUGAUGAGCACCACUACCCUAAGGAAAACCGACCGAUCACACCAGACGCGCAUCAAAUCCAUCUCAAGGAGAAUGAAUCACCCCGCUACAGAGCAGCAGCAUUCGAGCCUCAAACACCCCCUCAUGGAGUUUCCCCACGCCAUUGGUCGCCCACCCCGACACCAGGAUCACCCCGGCCCGCAUCGCCCCAGAAGGCUUUGUCGAAUAGUCCUCACCCGCCUCCGUUGACCACCGCCCUGUCCGCCCCGGAUCUCGAAACCUUCCAAAAGUCUUCAACCCGCCACCUCCGAACCCUCUCCAAAAUUGCGCAAUCUGGCGAAACUGAAGAGUUCCAAUUUGGCUCCGGAACAGCUUCUGUCACCGGACUAUCGGGGCGCCGCCGACUCAAGCGCGCCGACUCAGUGGCUGGAAGAAGUGGCGCGAUCUCUCCAGAGAAGCCGAAGACUUCAUCAUGGGCGGCAGGGAACUGGAUGGACGCGCAGCGACAGUUCUUGCAAGCCUACGAGUACCUCUGUCACAUCGGUGAAGCCAAGGAAUGGAUCGAAGAAGUGAUCCAAAAGCAAAUUCCGCCGAUUGUUCAACUGGAGGAGGCACUACGGGAUGGUGUGACGCUGGCAGAGUUGGUCCAAGCCAUGUACCCCGAUACCCCUUUGAGGAUCUUCCGAAACCCCAAGCUGCAGUACCGCCACUCCGAUAACAUCGCCCUAUUUUUCCGAUUCCUCGAUGAUAUUGAGCUACCAGAGCUCUUCAGGUUCGAAUUAAUCGAUCUGUACGAGAAGAAGAACAUCCCCAAGGUUAUUCAUUGUAUCCACGCAUUGUCAUGGCUACUGUUCAAGAAUGGCAUGUUGGAUUUCCGUAUGGGCAACCUGGUUGGACAGCUCGAGUUCGAACACCAUGAGCUUGAGAAGACUCAAAAGGGUCUCGAUAAGUCCGGUGUCAGCAUGCCCAGUUUCGCUGGUAUGGCCGCGAAUUUUGGGGCAGAGCCUGAGCCGGAACCGGAGCCCAUCGAGACAGACGAGGAACGAAUUGAUCGUGAGCUGCACGAGAACGAGGAUGUCAUUCUUGACUUGCAGGGUCAAAUACGUGGUGCAAUGCUGCGUAUGAAGCUUGGCAGUAUGAUGAAUGAUCUAUGGGAUUGGGAGCCCAUGUUGGUUGAGUUGCAAUCGCGCAUUCGUGGCGAUUGGGCACGCCAAAUCAGCGGAUACCGUCUCAGCAUGCGUCAAUUCGCGGUCCAACUUCAGGCCAUUAGCCGCGGAUGCAUUGUUCGUAGUCGUCUACGCAGCCAAAUGCAUUGGCAAAAAGCCCAUGAGAAAGAUGUUCUUCAGCUGCAAAGUCUGAUCCGUGCCUCCAAGGUGCGAGCUCAAGCCAAUCUUCUCCAGAAUCGCGUUCGCUGUGAAGAAUCUGGAAUCAAGCACUUCCAAGCCGCCAUUCGGGGUGCGCUGUCACGAAAGAAUGUCUCUGAUCAAUACAACGAGAUUGAAUACGCCGAAAACGAUGUUACGACCCUUCAAGCCCUGAUCCGUGGUGCCCUGCGACGCAAUCAACUGAGUGUACAGUAUCAAGAUGUGAAACAGGCCAAUGACCGAGUCAAAACACUGCAGGCAGUGAUUCGGGGUACACAUGCCCGUCAGCACCUUAGCCAACUCAAGUCCUCUCUUCAACACGCAACUCCUCAUAUCACCCAGCUUCAAGCGGCCUUCAGGGCUCAAAAGGCCAGAAAAAACCACUCCCAAAUCUUGGGCUCUCUUGCCAAGUCUGAGAAUGAAUGGAUUGCUCUGCAAGCCUUCACACGGGGAGCCGCUGUGCGAAAGAAAAAUGCGGCUCUCCGUGCAGAGCUCACGAAACAUCGCUCGUCACUUAUCGAUUUACAAGGUAUUCUGAGGGGCAAUGCGCUCAGAGCCUCCUUGAAAAACCAGCAGGCUGCCUUGAUGAAGGAAGAGGCCAGAAUUCUAGACUUGCAAUCCGUGGCCAGGGCUUUCAUGGUACGCAAACAUCUGGAGGCCGAACGCAAAGGCCUUCAAAAGCAGGAACCCGUUAUCGUGGAGCUUCAGGCCCUUUCCCGCGCGGCUUUAGAGCGCAUUAAAGUUGGGAAUAUUCUCACCCGCCUCGAGGAGAGUGAACAGGAAAUUAUCCAGCUUCAGGCAUUUUCGAGAGCCAUGAUGGUCCGAGUUCAGGUCGGCAACCUGCUCACAGAUCUCGAGGAUGAAGAGGAAGUUAUUACCGACUUCCAAUCCCGUAUCAGAGGAAUGAUCAUCCGCAAUCGCUUCGAGGAGCGACGACGCCACUACAACGAGAACAUGGAGAAGGUCAUCAAGGCUCAAAGCGUCAUCCGAGGUCGUAUUCAGGGUCAAGCGUACAAGAGUCUGACAAGCGGCAAGAACCCCCCUGUCGGAACAGUCAAGGGAUUCGUCCACCUAUUGAACGACAGUGACUUUGAUUUCGAUGAGGAGAUCGAGUUUGAACGUUUGAGAAAGGUGGUUGUUCAGCAAGUGCGGCAGAAUGAGAUGGCUGAGCAGUACAUCAGCCAGCUGGACAUCAAGAUCGCGUUGCUCGUCAAGAACAAGAUCACUCUCGAUGAAGUUGUCAAGCACCAGAAGCACUUCGGUGGCCACAUUGGCAAUUUGCUUUCCAACACCGAAAUUUCCUCAAAGGACCCUUACGACCUCAAAGCUCUGAACAAGACAUCACGGAGGAAGCUGGAUCAAUACCAGGUGUUCUUCUUCCUUCUCCAGACCCAAUCGCAAUACUUGGCUCGUCUGUUCCGCCGCCUUCGUGAGAUCAAUACGUCGGACAAGGAAUAUGAAAGAGUCAGGCAUUUGAUGAUGGGUCUCUUCGGAUACUCGCAAAAGCGACGCGAGGAGUACUAUCUCGUCAAACUGCUUGCACGAUCCGCCAAGGAAGACAUCGAAACGUUCGCCUCUCUUCCUGAAUACUUGCGCUCGACUUCCUUCUGGAACAAGCUUUUUGGCUCAUACGCCAAAUCUCCUCGAGAUCGCAAGUUUAUGCGCGAUGUUCUGGGCACUGUUGUGCGGGAGUCUGUCAUUGAGAACCCCGAACUGGAUCUCGAGAGCGAUCCAAUCCAAAUUUACCGCUCAUCCAUCAACAACGAAGAGCUUCGCACAGGUCAGCGUAGCCGAAGGCGACCAGAUCUACCACGUGAAGAAGCCAUCCGCGACCCUGAAACUCGAGAGACCUUCAUCCAGCAUUUACAGGACCUUCGCGAUAUCGCCGAUCAAUUUUUCGCUGCGUUCGAGGACUUCCUGUUCCACAUGCCCUUCGGUAUCCGCUAUAUCGCUCAGCAGAUGUACGAAAACCUUCUUGCGCGAUUUUCAAACGAGGAUCCCGGAUUCAUUUUGCAAACAGUCGGACACUGGGUUUGGAGGAAUUAUUUCCAGCCUGCAGUGCUGGAGCCCGAGAGGUAUGGCGUGGUGGACCGAGGUCUUACCCAGGAACAAAAGAGGAACCUGAGCGAGAUUUCCAAGGUGGUGGCUCAAGUUGCUUCUGGGAGACUCUUUGGAGCCGAGAAUGUCUAUCUCCAGCCACUGAACACCUACAUCGGGGAAUCGAUCCAAAGGCUCGGGAGAAUUUGGGGCCAGAUGAUUUCGGUUCAGGAUGCUGAGUCCUACUUCGACAUUGACGAGUUCAACGAUCUUUACGCCAAGGCCAAGCCCACUUUGUACAUUAAAAUGUCCGACAUCUUCUCGAUUCAUCAACUUGUGGCCUCGGAAAUCGAAUUCAUGUGCCCGAACCCCGACGAUUUCCUCAAACAGCUCAUUCGCGACCUCGGAAACGUGAAGAGCAACGAAAAUGAAUUGAUGAGUGUCAGCACGACUGAGAUCAACCUGACUUUGAAUCCCAAGUUAGCCCAGGUUGAAGAUCCGGAAGCGGAGAUCAAGGCACUCUUCAUGGAGACCAAGAGAUGCAUUUUGUACAUAAUCCGUGUCCAGAGUGGAGCAAGCUUGAUGGAUAUCAUGCUCAAGCCUCCGACCGAGGAAGAUGAGCAACGAUGGGAAACCCUGGUGCGAGACGAACUCAACACAAACAACCCUCGACGAGGUGCCUAUUCUGAGGCUAGCACUUUGAUUGAUAUCGGAUCGAUGGCCUACACGGAACUCAAGAGUACCGCUCUUGAGAACAUUCUGCGUCUUGAACAGGCCGGCAAAAUCAGUCGACACAACCACUAUCAAGAUCUACUCAAUGCCAUCGCAAUCGAUAUUCGCACAAAGCACCGCCGGAGAAUCCAGCGAGAGCGCGAACUGGAGGGUGCACGUCUCACUUCAGCCCGUCUGAGCGACCAGGCGAUCUAUCUCGAUCAACAGCUCAAGACUUACAACGACUACAUUGAGCAGGCCAUGAUCACGUUACAAAACAAGAAGGGAAAGAAGCGAUUCCUCAUGCCCUUCACCAAGCAAUGGGAUCAUCAGAGAGAACUGCAAAAGUCGGGCAAGGUAUUCAAGUUCGGAUCGUACAAGUAUUCCGCCCGCACUCUGGCCGACCGAGGUGUCCUGGUUUCUUGGAAGGGCUACAGCGAUCGCCAAUUUGAGCGAGUUGACUUGACCAUCUCCAGCAACGAGGUUGGAGUAUUCACCAUUGAUGGCAGCAGUGGCAACAUGAUGGUGCCCGGUGCCAAUGCGCAGGUACCGCUAGACGACCUGUUGCAGGCACAAUUCAACAACACACAGUUUAUGGACUUCUUCGACGGGCAGAUGCGGGUGAAUGUGAACCUCUUCUUGCAUUUGAUCAUGAAGAAGUUUUACAAUGAAUAA